AUGGCGCAGGCACGAGAGACGUCGUUUAACCCGUCUUCGCCUCACUCCUCGAGUGGCGGUGCCGACUCGUACAAGCAUGAGGGUACCCCAGAUACCAGACUCACUGCCUUCUCCCCUGACGACAGCUCGGCCAGAUCCAACAAGCUGCUCAAGACUUUGAGUCUCAAUGCGUCUUCGGAUUCCCACCAUGUUCGGUUCCAUGCCAAUCUCUCUUCGGAGGGAUACCUGGGUGGUCCCGUCGGGGCGGAGAUGGACCCCUUCGUCUCUAGCACUACCUCGGCGCCCAAGUCGGAGCAGAAGCUGUCACCAACUGCUUCGGCUUUCCGGCCCGUCUCCAUCUCCUUGGUCGCACAUGGCUCUCUGAACAGCAUGCCGGGAUUGAACAUUGGCCCCUCUGCAGACAUGCAUCUCGGUCUGCACUCGACUGCCAGAUUCAGCACCGAGUUACGCUUAUCGCGUUACCUCUUCAUCUCCGCUCCCUCCAAAGCUGUUUCACUCGACAGUGUUGAGGGCUACAUCUCGAAACUCGAGCGAUGCGGUUCUCAAUGCCAAGGCAAAUGUCGCCAUGUGCCAGUAACUACUGGAGUCUACAUUCGACUCACCAACAUACGCGACGCCCGCACCAUCUAUGAGAAUGUUCAGCUUGGCGGCCCUGACUGGCGUGCCAAGUACAUUCACCCCGCUGAAUUCUACCAGGUUGUAAACCCUGGUGCUCAGUACGAAGCUGUCUCCGAGGGUCAAGUAUAUGUCAUGGCUCUCCCAGAUAGAGGCAUCAACUUGAGCGCCAGUCAGAUUGAGUCGAUUGUCCACGGUUUCCUUCAGAGCGAGGGAGAUAUAUUCGCGUUCCAGCCUCAAGCAGACGCGAUUGACGUUGCAUUCCGAGCAUUGGUCGAGUUCUCAGAUGUCGAUGUUGCCAUAAGCAUCGCAUCCAAGUUCAACGGGAUCUCCCUCAACGGAAUCCAAGUGCUCUUGACUCUCUACCACCCGGAUACUACGACUGUUGCACCAGACCCCCUUGCGACCUACGCUUCCUCGCGGAACCAAAUACAGGAUAUCGCAGAUAUGAUCAAGGGCAUGAGCGUUUCCAAGACGCCGCAGCCUGUCAAUGCUCUGGCCACAGCCGGCCGCCAUGGUCAAUCGCCUCUCGCACUCCAUGUCCCACAACAACAGAUUGCUAUGUAUCCAGUGGUCUAUCACAGUCAACUCCCAGGACCAGUUCGAUAUAUGGUUGACCACACUCCAACACGCAGCCAGAGCAUGACUCCCAUGACGCCCCUGACACCCAUGUCUGGAAGUGUGCCCAUCAUGGGUCCCAUAUACACCCCGCCGGCGACCCCUAUGACACUUCACAGCGACUAUACCAGCCCCAGAAACAUGCAGGUAUAUGGACGUCAAGACCGUCGCCAAAAUGCCAUGAGGGUCAACAGAGCCCCGUACUACAACGCCGCGGGUCAUCAUAACCACGUUGAUGUCAAACGUAUCCAGGAUGGCAUCGAUGUCCGAACGACCAUUAUGCUCCGCAACAUCCCCAACAAGGUUGACCAAGCCAUGCUUAAACGCAUUGUCGAUGAGUCCAGUUGGGGCAAGUAUGAUUUCAUGUAUUUGCGAAUCGACUUCGCCAAUGAUUGCAAUGUGGGAUACGCCUUCAUCAACUUCGUCGAUCCUCUGGACAUUAUUGAUUUUGUGAAUGCACGAGGCAACCAGCGAUGGAACUGCUUCAAGAGCGACAAGGUUGCAGAGAUUUCCUAUGCGAGAAAGGACUGCCUCGUGCAGAAGUUCCGUAACAGCUCGGUCAUGCUCGAGCCGCCUCACUAUAAGCCGAAGCUCUAUUUCACGUCGAACGGCCCUGAACCCGACCUGGCUGGGAAGGAGGAGCCCUUUCCUGACCCGGACAACCAGUCCAAGAUGAAGCGCAGCUGCGAAAAUGCAGAGCAUGUUGGUCUCUUCACUCCCAAUGCUGGCCAGCAUUUCCGUGAUGAGCAGCGCCGCCGCCGAUCACAGUACGAUCGUGGCACCCGACUUGCGGCCCUUGAGGAGUACGACUUUGAUGCCCACAUUCAGCAACAGGGUCUCUACACGUCCCAGUAG
This is a messenger RNA of Lasiosphaeria miniovina, 2088 nucleotides long. RefSeq names its product RNA recognition motif 2-domain-containing protein. The coding region runs from base 1 to 2088 and encodes 695 amino acids. The record is from RefSeq and is a predicted model, not a curated record. Gene Ontology annotation, molecular function: RNA binding. NCBI's taxonomy places the organism in Eukaryota, Fungi, Ascomycota, Sordariomycetes, Sordariales, Lasiosphaeriaceae. The transcript is spliced from 11 exons.